GCACGGAAAAGUCGGUUGGUUUGCACUGGCGGCCAAAUAGUCCAAUUACCGCAGGGAAGGGGGCCUCUGAACCCAGAUUGGCGUUCUCUCUACCUAUAGGGUAGGCCCAGGGCGGUGAGACCCUGCCCCGGAUGUGGGCGCGGCCCCGAGGUAGACCUGAGAGCGCUUCCACUGUGGUUGUUGGGAGAGGCGGAACUGAGAUCUUCUUCUUGAUUAUCAUGUGACGGGUUCUGGAUUUAAUGGGGGAAAAAGCGUGGAAAAGGCCAAGGAUCCAAACUGGCGAAUUUCCUAAUCUUCGCGCCCCUCUGCGCUCUCCAGCCAGCGGCGCUGCCAGGAUUCUGUUUGCAUUGUGGAUCAUAUCGUACAAGAACUGCGUUCAACUCCAGAAUGUACUGGUCCCACAGUGCAGAAUGGGGGGAGUCCGGAUAGGGCACCGCUGGCGGACCAUCGGCAUUCGAAGAAGAAGGGCAAGGAUAGUUUAGGAACGCCCUGAAGUUCUGAGACAAGUAGGCCCGAAAAUCAGGGUAUAUUUCCCUUCUUUCGACUCUGCAACAGCCUCUUUAAACUGUUUAAAUGAGAAUGUCCUUGGCUCAGAGAGUACUACUCACCUGGCUUUUCACAUUACUCUUCUUGAUCAUGUUGGUGUUGAAACUGGAUGAGAAGGCACCUUGGAACUGGUUCCUCAUAUUUAUUCCAGUCUGGAUAUUUGAUACUAUCCUUCUUGUCAUGCUGAUUGUGAAAAUGGCUGGGCGAUGUAAGUCUGGCUUUGACCCUCGACAUGGAUCGCACAAUAUUAAAAAAAAAGCCUGGUACCUCAUUGCAAUGUUACUUAAAUUAGCCUUCUGCCUUGCACUCUGUGCUAAACUGGAACAGUUUACUACCAUGAAUCUGUCCUAUGUCUUCAUUCCUUUAUGGGCCUUACUGGCUGGGGCUUUGAUAGAGCUUGGAUAUAACGUCUUUUUUGUGAGAGACUGACUGCUAAGGACAUCAUCUCAUUUAUUGCUGUUCAACAAGCUAUCAUUAAAGUGUUCUGAAUCCUUGCAAGCUUGAAGAGUGCCAGAGAACUGAGAAAAAUAUCAAAUGUAAUUUUAUACUGCUUCCAUAAAGUAGUCUUGGUGAAUCGUGGACUUCUAGUCAACCCAAAACUUAAUUAUUCAAUAUUUGAGUUAUUAGUACCCUUAUUGUCCUAUGUAAAUAAAGUUUGUUUUGGAUCUUA
Molecule: messenger RNA, 1216 nt
Organism: Balaenoptera acutorostrata (minke whale)
Lineage: Eukaryota; Metazoa; Chordata; Mammalia; Artiodactyla; Balaenopteridae
Gene: TMEM60
Product: transmembrane protein 60
Exons: 3
Coding region: 574-975 (133 amino acids)
Source: RefSeq, a predicted model, not a curated record